Messenger RNA from Darwinula stevensoni, 1794 nucleotides. The record is from the annotation of a GenBank genome assembly. NCBI's taxonomy places the organism in Eukaryota, Metazoa, Arthropoda, Ostracoda, Podocopida, Darwinulidae.
AUGUCUGAUAAUACAGGAAGGACAGAACAGAAGGUUCAAAUCAAAACCAUUGAGGAAAUGGUGCCAUUCUUCCAUAAUGAGAAGGAAAUGAUCGCUUGGUAUGACAUUGACGAAGGUCCAAAGGAGAAAUUCCUGGAAACCAAAGUCAUACUUCUGGUCGGAGGUACCGGAGCAGGAAAAAGUACUAUGGUGAACGUGUUUGCGAAUUAUCUGAUGGGUGUCGAGUCCAACAGCCCUGUUCGUUUUGAGAUUGAUAUGAAGAAAGAGGUGAGCGGGGACGGCCUAGAAUCCAGUCAGACGAAAUGGGCAACAGCUUACACUUUCCACAAUCCGAAACGCCUAAGUUUUCCUGUCACGAUCGUGGAUAGCCCCGGAUUCGGAGAUACCUCGGGACUUCAGGCGAAUCAAGUCAUCACCCAACAGAUCCGAAAACUCUUCGAUACGGAGCGAUUCCAGAUCCUGAACCGUUUGGAUGCCCUGUGCGUCGUCGUUCAAUCGCCGAAUGCCAGGUUGACUCCGGGCGAGAGAUACGUCUUCAAUUCCGUCACGUCUAUGUUCGGGAAGGACGUGACGAAAAACCUCGUCAUUCUUGUCACUUUUGCGGAUCUUCAGGAUCCGCCAGUCUUGAAAGCCGUGAAGGCAGCCUCGAUACCUUGUAAUUGGGACUACAGAUUCAACAAUUCCACGUUCCUGUCGUGCGAGAUUCCCCAAAAGAAAUCCGUCAUGAUGGCUUACUGGGACCUGAGCGAGGGUAGUUUUAUGCGCUUUUUUGAAGACCUGGAAAAGAGGGAACCCGUGGAGCUGAAAAUGACGAGGAAAGUGAUGGAAUUGGAGAAUGAGAUUAAGUCCCUCGAGAAGAACAUUGUCGACGAGCUGGAGAAAGUAGGAAAGGCGGUGAAAGCAGAGCACGAUUCUAGAAAGCAGAUGACAGAAUGGAUAAAAAAAGUAAUCGAGAACAGGAAGGAAUUGGAAGAGAUCGCGAUGCAGCCUCACCGGAUGACCAUCGAUGGAUUCAUUGAUACCCUCAUCGACUCUGAGAACAUCGAUCGACGGGGAGGCUACAAAGAGCGGCUUGGCCUGCUGCUGAAGAUCAAGGAAAUUGUGCUCAAAGAUCCAGCCUUCUCAGUCCAGGAGCAAAAUCCAGAAAACAGCCAUCUCAAUCCCGGCGGAGCGUCUACCGUCUCUCAGAAGGUAGGGGAGAGCAAUACCGCCAAAGUUCCGCCCGGACGGCCUCCUCCUCCUGGGAAGGACAAGGGUCCUGAACAAGAGGCAAGACUACUUCCCCGUGAACUUGGGAAUCCCUUCACUUGUGCCAUCUCUUAUGGGAUCCCCUUGUUUCAGGGAGCGAGCCCGAAAGACCAUGAGGAGCCCAAAGAACAUGCGACAACCAGCUCAGACGCGAAAAACCAGAUUGAUCCCGAUUCUGCGCCCACCAACAGUUCAACUAAAGCCUUGGCUGCUGCUUCUAAUGCCACCGGCAUUGUCGACUCCGGACCUCAAAACAUGGGAGAGAGCUCGAAAGACCAUGAGGAGCCCAAAGAACAUGCGACAACCAGCUCAGACGCGAAAAACCAGAUUGCUCCCGAUUCUGCGCCCACCGACAGUUCAACUAAAGCCUUGGCUGCUGCUUCUAAUGCCACCGGCAUUGUCGACUCCGGACCUCAAAACAUGAAGAUAAAUGAAGAAGCUAGCGAGGAGGAGGAGAAUGGAGAUGGGACAGGGGCAGAGGGGGACACAUCUGGAGAGGGCUCACUGAAGACAUGUCCAGAACCUUCCAUAACCAGAGAACAAACA